GACGCGGUGGACAGGCUAAAGGAAGAACAGAUCAGGAGGAAAAAGCGAGAAGAUCGUCUUGAGAAAAUUCGCCAUAAUGUGCAGUUAAAAUAUGCAGCAAAGAGGAAAAGGUCUGAGGAGGACGAGACAAAGCGCCUGCUUCAGCUCAGCAAGGAGGUUCUUUCAGAGGGAGCUGGAAUGGAUGUUCUAGAGCAGCUGGACCGCAAUGAGGAGGAGCUGAUUCUUGCUGAAUAUGAGAGUGACGAAGAAAAGAAAAUGGUAUCUGGGCUGGAAGAUGAUGAUGAUUUGGAAGAGGAGCAUGUGACUAAGAUUUACUACUGCAGCCGCACUCACUCCCAGCUGUCUCAGUUUGUGCAUGAGGUACAAAAAAGUCCUUUUGGCAAAGACACACGUCUGGUCUCCUUGGGAUCCAGGCAGAACCUGUGUGUGAAUGAGGAGGUGCGACGCCUGGGAGCUCUCCAGCUUAUCAACGACCGUUGCAUGGAGAUGCAAAAGAACAAACAUGAAAAGAAGAGUGAUGAAGAGAUGGAAGGGAAGAAGAGGCGCGUGAGUCGCGCUGUAUGCCCGUUUUAUUCCUAUGAGCAAAUGCAGUUUCUCCGUGAUGAAGUUCUAGUGGAAGUGAAAGAUAUUGAGCAGUUGGUGACUUUGGGAAGGGAGACCAAAGCCUGCCCAUAUUAUGGGAGUCGAUUCCUGCUGCUCAGGUAAGGUGCACACCUGGUGGUGCUGCCCUAUCAGAUGCUCUUGCAUGAGCCUACUAGGAGUGCUGCUGGGAUCAAGCUGAAGGACCAGGUUGUAAUCAUCGAUGAGGCCCACAACCUCAUAGACACCAUCACCUGCAUCCAUAGUGCGGAGGUCAGCGGCUCUCAGCUGUGCUGUGCUCACUCCCAGCUGUUGCAGUACAUGGAGCGGUACAGGAAACGUUUGAAGGCAAAGAACUUGAUGUACAUUAAGCAGAUCCUGUAUUUGCUGGAGCGGUUUGUGGCCAUGCUGGGAGGUAAUGUGAACCAAAAUCCUAGCUGUCAGGCAGUUUCCCAAACAGGGACAGUGCUAAAAUCCAUCAAUGAUUUUCUGUUUCAGAGCCAGAUUGACAAUAUCAACCUCUUCAAGGUUCAGCGUUACUGCGAGAAGAGCUGGUACUGCCCUCUUUUCGGGUUUGUGGAGCGAUAUGGAGGCCUUGCCACAGCUGUGAAGACCAACAAGGAGAACCAGAAGUUGGCUGGUUUGCAGAACUUUCUUCUGACCCUCCAGCAGGGAUCUGAUAAAGAGGGUACUCACCAGAGCCCUCCCGUGGAGGCUGAGAACGACCAGCUCCGAACUGCCUCUCCACUGAUGCAGAUCGAAGGAUUUCUUUCAGCCCUCACCAAUGCAAACCAAGAUGGCCGAGUCAUUCUCAACAGGCAAGGCACAGUUGGUCAGAGCAGCCUCAAAUUUCUCUUGCUGAAUCCAGCUGUCCACUUUGCCAAAGUGGUGGAAGAAUGCCGUGCUGUAAUCAUUGCUGGAGGCACCAUGCAGCCG
Molecule: messenger RNA, 1515 nt
Organism: Tauraco erythrolophus (red-crested turaco)
Lineage: Eukaryota; Metazoa; Chordata; Aves; Musophagiformes; Musophagidae
Source: RefSeq, a predicted model, not a curated record